Molecule: messenger RNA, 396 nt
Organism: [Candida] anglica
Lineage: Eukaryota; Fungi; Ascomycota; Pichiomycetes; Serinales; Debaryomycetaceae
Source: the annotation of a GenBank genome assembly
AUGUUCCGCACUGCUACCAGAUUUACCAGUCCUAUGAGACAAGCUGCCAGAAGUUAUGUGAGAUCUGUUUCUACUGUUCGUGAAAUUGGAGAUUUGAGCCAAUUCAAACAAUUUGUAAAGGGUGACAAGGUUUCUGUUAUUGAUUUUUAUGCUACUUGGUGUGGACCAUGUAAGGCAUUAGAACCAAUUUUUGCCGCACUUGCUGAAAAAGUUCCAGAAGUUCAAUUUGGAAGAGUUGAUGUUGAUAAUGCACAAGAUGUUGCUCAAGAAUACGGUAUCACUGCCAUGCCAACCUGUUUGUUCUUCAAGGAUGGUGAAAAAGUUGACACUAUUAUUGGUGCUAACCCACCAAAGUUGAUUUCAUUGAUCAAAGAACAUGGUAAGGUUAAUCUUUAA